Drosophila ficusphila is the source of this 2210-nucleotide messenger RNA. RefSeq lists its product as uncharacterized. Bases 202 to 1776 code for a protein of 524 amino acids. NCBI's taxonomy places the organism in Eukaryota, Metazoa, Arthropoda, Insecta, Diptera, Drosophilidae. The record is from RefSeq and is a predicted model, not a curated record. The transcript is spliced from 5 exons.
CACACUUGGUUUGCUGGGUUUUGCUUGACGCGGCGCAGUUGUUUCUUUUGGCCAAAAAACGUUCCUGCACCUGUUGCGCCUCUUGCGAAUUGCUCCCCAGUGCAAACCUGCGCGUUUUGUCGUUUUUAUGCCCUUUAGUUGUACGUUUCCACUGCCCAAGAAUUAAUUGCGUCGAAGUGAGACCUGCGAGUCACCAUCAAAAUGGGCAACACGAGUUCCAAAGGAGAGUCAGACGCCAGUGAGCCACCCCUGGAGCCGGGGAAACACCACAAACAGGCGCACAAAUUAAGCGAUGGAUCCCACAAUGGAAUCUCUGACGUGGGCGGCAGCCACAACAGCUUGAAGGUGCAACAGGCACAGGGCUCGAUGACCAGGUCCGCCUCUGGUGCGGAUGUCACCGAGAAGUACCUCACCCAACUGGUUCCGGUGGAGAAGCUAGCCGAGAUCCUAAGGGAGCAGACGUCGGCGAAACUGGGCAUCAAUGGCAUAGUGUCUGAGGUCUUUGUGUCACAAGUCUUUCCGCAGUACGCCGACUUGGGUCAGCGGCUCUUCAACCUGAUGCACACCAACUCCAAGGCCACAACAAAGCAUCUGGGAGCUGUCGCCUUUCGGCAGCAGUGCGAACGCUUUUUGGGCAUCAUGGACGACGCCAAGACGCUGGAGUGCUACAUCAAGAUGUACGCCCAGGAGGAUAAUCCGGACUUUAUCGACAAGACAGGCGUGACGCGGCUGCUUCACAUCUGCUACACCAUUGCCAUGCAGCACUCGGGCAACGCUGUCCUUUGCUCGGCCAUUAACAGGACCUUUGGAUCGGUGACCAAGUCCAUUUUCUUGUGCCACGACAGCUUGAGCCUCGGCUAUGUGUGUCGCUGGUUCGAGCAGAACCUAAUUCGACUGGUGCUACUAGUGCACAAGUAUUGUGUGCACACACUAUCCACCGCCUAUCGCGGUUUGGAGCUGCAGAAUCAGUCCUGCGGCAUUGAGUUGCAAACGCCGGUUCUGGAGCAGCGUAAUCCCUUUACCGACACCACGGAUCAUAGUGGAGGAGGCGGACGUGACAUGGAUUCGCUGAUGCCGCUUUCACAGGCGUGGCUUCUGGCUGGAGCUCUGCCGCCGCUGUAUUCCAAGCCGCAAACCGUGGCUCCUCCUGCCAGCAAGGGAAACAACAAUGUCAGCGCCUCUACAGCCGUGCAGAUUUUCAAGGAGAAGCUCUCGAUGAUUCCCUCGCACUGGACGCUACUGUACGACUCAAACGAACAUGGCGUGGGAGCCAAUCGGUUUCUGCACCACGUCCUCGGCUAUCGGGGACCCACCCUCGUCCUGCUGCACACCAAGGACGAGCAAACGUAUUGCGUGGCGUCGCCCAGUGAAUGGAAGGAAACUCACCUUUUUGUUGGCGGCGAGGGCAGCUGUGUCAUCCAGCUGCUGCCCAAGUUUGUGAUACUGGAGAAGAAGCCGAACAUUCUGUACCUUAACACCAGCAUACGCGGCUAUCCAAAGGGAUUACGUGCCGGCGCCGAUCCGCGGAAGCCCAUUAUAUCAGUCGAUGAGCAUUUCGAGAAUGUGGACUGCAAAGGACUGGCGGCAGGACUCAUGUCCAUUGAGGUUUGGGGCUGCGGCGACAAAACAUCACGCGAAGUGCAAUUGGACAUCAAGAAGUGGCAGAUCAAGGAGGCCGAGCGACAGCGGACCGUAAAGCUCACGGCCGCCGACUGGAUGGACCAUCCGGAUCGGUAUCUUCUCGAGCUGGGCGGCAGGCAGAACUACAACAACUGAUCGGAGCGGCUGCGUGUAUAUGUAUGCUGAAAGCAAUCGGGAUGCCUCUCGUUUUUGGGGGCAUGCCACGUCGAAAUGUACUGGGAUUCGUUACAAUUAUGCGCACGCAGCACGAGAAGUAAUCACUGGACUGAAUUUGUUUUUAAUUGAUGUUGAUUGAUAUUCGGUUUUCUUGUUUUCUUUCUACUAUCAGCGUUUAGUAUUCGAUUUGAUUUAUGUUCGUAACGUGAAUUCCGUGAAUGCCUUUAUAUGUAUGUAUGUACUUCGGUCUACUUUGUAUCUAUGUCAAACAUUGUCUCCGUUUUUCGUCAUUUUUAAUUUGAAGUUUUAUGUUUCGUUUUGUAUCUUCGUUCUAAUGUAAAAAACAAGUAUUAUGAAAAGACAUAGAAGUCGAAGUGCUUAAACAAAUAUUUCAAUAAAUGUUACAAAUAAUA